Molecule: messenger RNA, 4125 nt
Organism: Xylaria bambusicola
Lineage: Eukaryota; Fungi; Ascomycota; Sordariomycetes; Xylariales; Xylariaceae
Product: autophagy-related protein 11-domain-containing protein
Exons: 3
Coding region: 1-4125 (1374 amino acids)
Biological process (GO): piecemeal microautophagy of the nucleus; autophagy of mitochondrion; positive regulation of protein phosphorylation
Cellular component (GO): phagophore assembly site membrane; extrinsic component of membrane; Atg1/ULK1 kinase complex
Molecular function (GO): molecular adaptor activity; protein kinase binding
Source: RefSeq, a predicted model, not a curated record
AUGGCGACGCAGACGCAGGUGUUGAUUGCUCAUACGGGCCAGCGCCUGCAAGUUGAUGGAUGGCAAUUUUCCGACCUCGACGGUUUCAAAGAAUGGGUUGCUCGGCAAAGCGCUAUACCACCCCAGAACGUUGUAGCGCUUACUUCUCAAGGAAAGACGAUAAAGAUCCAAACAAUACAGUCCGAGCAGAGAGAGAUCUAUGUGUACGACAUCCGGAUUACGCAAGCGUCCUCUCCCGGCACAUCGACAUCUCUUAUUUCUGAAUCACCGCAACCGAAGCCAUACCAGGUCGGGCCGGCGCCAAACUCAAUAGACGAUACACGUUCACUCCGGUCAUGGCAAGAUCUUUUCAAGAAACGGCGCGACUGGGCACUACGUGUCUCCGCAGAUUGUCGGGACAUGGUGAGUGCCGCAGAAGAGCGCUAUGCAGAGAUGGACGUAAUGCUCAAGUGCUUGGAUGCUGCUGUUGCGAACCUUGACACCGCCUUAAAACCGAUCGAGCCGAAAUAUAACGAUUUCAAAAAUUGGGCGACUCCAGCACAGGAGGAAUAUGCGAGUUUGACAUCGAAAUGGGAGGGGUAUCUUGAGCUAGCCCGAAGUGUCCCUGUAUCUGCUAGCAUGGUACGCUUCAUGACUGGCCAGGAUGUUCGGAAGCCUCGCCAGCCUACUCUAGAAGACCUAAUUGAUCCGGAUCCGACGCGCAAGGCAGGAAAGCUUGCGGCAACGGCGUUACGGAAAUAUAACGCCAAGAUCUCGGAUCUUGAUACGGCUGCAGACAAAUUGUUUGGUGGAUGUGAGGAAUUAUUUCGAGAGUUUGACAAACUGGUCGCGCGUUCAGCAAUGCAGCACGUAGGCGACUGCAAACAACUAUUGGAAGACAUCGAAGCGGUUACCAAUAAGAUUGAUACCGAUUACCAGACUACACUGCAGUAUACGCAUCAAGGAAAAGAUGUAUCACAAGCCUCUAAGACUGCUGCUAACCAUACUAAGCAACUCUUACCAAGUAUUCACAACCGAGCCUUGGAAAUGGAUGAGAUGCUCCGAUAUGCCACCAAAGCUCGUAACGAGGUUGCUGCUGACUGUAUUGCGUUCAUGCGCAAUAUUGCAGAGAUUACCGCACUCCAUCACGAUGUCAAAUCUCAGAUGAACCUCAUGCAUCAGGUAGAAGAGGAGAUGACUACGUUUGACUAUCUACGACUCAUCCAACAGCUCCCAUUCAUGUAUGCGUCGUUCAUGGUUGAGUCUAUCAGAAGGCGGGAAUGGUCGGAGAAGAUUAAGACGGAUUCGUCUACUCUCGCUAAUGAAAUGGCCCUGUUCCAAGAUGAGGAGCUGAAAAGGAGACGGAGGUGGGAGAAGAUGGUUGGCAAUACUUAUGGUCCUGAAAACAACGUAAACCAUGUACUUGGUCUCGAAGUUAAUCUACGUGGCGAAGAAGAACGAUGGCCAGAAGUAAGCAAACAAGAACUGGAUGAAUUCUUAGCCACGGUUCGACACCAGAAUGUUGAUGAGACUGUUGCGACAGAUGUCGCUAAACUCAUCAGCGAUCUAGAUAAUCCCACCAAACAACAGCAUAAAAGACUCAAGGCUUUCAAGAACGGCAGUGUUCACGAGGCGGUAUUAGGCCGGAGCGGUCUACUUAUCAGAGGAGACGAUGAUCUUAUCCGAAAUUUGCAGGGUGACAAAACAAAACUCGAGAGCAGAGUAAAGACAGCAGAAAGUCGGGUUCGUCGAUUGGAGGAUUUGCUGCAUCGGCAUACGCAAGCAUCACGGCCGUCGAUAUUUCCUCAACAAACUGAUCAGAACAAUUCCUCCUCAACGUCUAUACGGUCGCGUGCCUCCCAGGACCGCCGACAGUCGUCUGCAUCGGAAAACAACGAAGGUCUUUUACAACGUAUUGCUCAACUCGAGACUGAAAUAAGUACGGAGAAAGAACGCUCUGCCGCUUUACAGAAAGAGGCGCAGACACAUGCUGAACACAGGGAUGAAGCCAACUCAACCAAGCAAGACCUUUUGGGCAAUAUGGAGGCCCUGAAAAGAGAAUUCAUGGAGGAACGCAAAUCUUAUGACCGGGAGAUUAAACAGCUCAAGACACGGUUAGAAGAGACCGAAGAUGCAAUGGUCCAAUCGAUGCAAGACGAAAUUGAUCGCCUUAACAAUGAGAAGAGAGACGAUGCAGCCAAGACACAAGGGCAGUUAGACUUCUUACGCAACGAAGUCAAAGUUCAACGAGAACGAAGCGUUUCCUUAGAGCGGGAACUUCGCGAGGCUCGUGAUUUGGUUAAGAGCACGAACAAGCAGGUAGAAGCUGGACGAGAAGCGACGGAAGGUUACGCACGGUCACUUAGAGAACUCUACGACAGACUGUCUCCUACGGAAACUGCGCCCUCGGAAUUCGUCGAUCUAGUAGAUGCUGUUGUAACAAAAUCAACCGAUAUCUUUGCAAAGAUCCAAUCACUUGAGCAAGAUGUUUCUCUACUGAAAGCUGAUCUUGGUCUUGCGGAUGCUUCCGUCAGAACAGUGAAAUCAGAGUUAGCUGAUGCCAAAGAGAAGUUAUCUAAUGAGGAAUUGACAUCUGUGCGGCUGCGCGAGUCAUUGGACAGAGAGAAGGCUAGGUGUACUACUCUAGAAGCUGAGGUGAACGACGGCCGCGAGCAGCUCAAUGAGUUGCGAGUCAAGAUGACUGAGGGAGAAACUGGCUCCGAGACCCUACGAAAGAGUCUUGAGGAGGAGGAGAAACGGGUCGCAGACAUGGCGGAGCAACUAGCAUCUAGGCAGUCUCGAGUAGGCAGCCUGGAAGAAGAAGUGCGAAUGUUCCAAGAAAAGCUACGAUCAACUGAAUCAAGCCUUGCGACAUUGAACGCAAGAUUCGAAGAUCGCAAUACCCGCUCGAAAGAUAUAGCCCAACGGCUAUAUACUCAGAAUGAACGACUCAUCCGGCUCCUCGAACGUCUUAACUUCUCAGUAACACGGACAGAUGGGUCAAUGGUUAUUCAAAAGAUCCCACGAUCAGAGCGAGUACCGCAAAUUCCCAACGAAGCAUCAGACACUGGAGCGUCCAUCAAACGUUCAUUACCUUCAGGUGGUAGCAAUCUGGCUGACAGCACUGACCUACGAUUACUUUAUUGGAUGAACGCCGAAACCUCCAGUGCAGAAGAAGAGCAGUACCAAGCAUUCAUGGCAGGCCCAGGAAACUUUGACAUUGAUGCGUUCUCCGAAAUUAUCUAUCGGCGCGUAAAGGAGAUCGAACACUCAGCCCGCAAGAUGGCACGCGAUGCCCGUAACUAUCGUGAUGCCGCUAAUGCCGCAGCCAAGGAAGCUCGGGAGAAAAUUGCCUAUAAGAAUUUCAAGGCUGGUGAUUUAGCGUUAUUUCUUCCCACCAAGCAUUCAAUUGCCGGGGCCUGGGCGGCUUUCAACGUUGGCUGUCCACACUUCUUCCUCCGUGAACAAGAAGGUCAUCGUCUACGAAACCGAGAAUGGCUUGUGGCGCGGAUUACUAGUGUUCAGGAACGCGUUGUCGACCUAUCCAAGAACCUUCAGUCUGCGAACUCGGCUCUCUCCGGAGGCGAAACAGAUUCGAUCACCACGGGUGAUGAAAACGACAAUCCAUUCGACCUAUCGGAUGGUCUUCGCUGGUGGCUGGCUGAUGCACAAGAAGACAAACCAGGUGCCCCAUCCACACCCGGCCUCGGCAAGUCGACAGUUGCGUCCAAUAAAGUCGAAGCCAUAGCAGAUAUGCAUUCACACGGACAAUCCGGAAAGCACAAGUCAAAACUAGGUCCUCAUAGUGGCAUAGAGGGUGUGAGUAGGACGCUGAGCAAAAGCCUCGAGAGCAGACGUAGCAGUUCAGGCUCCAAGAAAGCCCUACCCUUCGCUGCAGGUACUACGGCUGCUAAAGGUAGCGCACUGGCCAGCGAAACGAACAGUCUACGCGUAGCCCAUCCUGAUAGCCCAGUCCUCGAUGCCACCAGUCCGACACUAGAACAUAGCACCGCUGCUGGACCAAGCAAUGCACAGGCAGAACCAAAUCCCAAUAGACAUCACGAUAAUGGUAAAAAGGCGGUCCCCGCGAAUAAUACUAACACUAAUGAGGUGCGAAAUGCCGCUGAUUCUCUCUUCGGCCCUUGA